AUGUCAAAUGAUGAACAACGUUUACAAUUAUUACAAACACUUCGAUAUAAAUUAUCUUAUUAUAAUCUUAAUUGGUUAGAUAUAAAAAAUAUAAUUAAUUUAUUUUCAAAAAAAGAUUAUAUACGUUUUGAUAUAUUAAAAUUUCUUCUUACAUAUAUAAAUAAUUUAAUAAAUAAAAUAUCUAUUGAUGAUUUUAUUUAUUUAUCUAAUCAAUGUACAAAUAAUAAUGAACAAAUAAAAUUUUAUUUAUUUGAAUUAUUAUAUAAAAAAUUAAAUAUAGAUAAUAAUAAUGAUAUUCAACGUAUAAUUAAUUUAUUUCAAACAAUAAAUAUAAGACAAAAAAUUGAAACUAAUAUACAAUCGAAUUUAAUUAUAAAAAAUAAAUUUGAAGUUGAUGAUCAACAUUUAUCAUCUCAUAAAAUGAUUUCAUAUUCAGAACAAACUAUAGUAAAUAAUAUACUUUCACCAACAUUAUCAUUUGUUCAAGAAUUAUUUCAUGCACCAUUAAAACGUACAUAUUCAUAUGAUAAUAAAUAUCAAAAUUAUUAUUGUCAUCAAAUAAUUACACCAUUAUUAAUUAAACAACAAGAUGAAUUUGUACAAGAACAAGAUUUAUUAUCAUCAAAUUCAUCACUUUCAUCAAUAAGUAAUGAAAAUAUACCUAUACGUACACGUUCAUUUAUGAUUGCUAUCAAGAAUACAUUUGAACGUUUAAAAGAAACAUCAAGUUGA
Messenger RNA from Rotaria sp. Silwood1, 732 nucleotides. NCBI's taxonomy places the organism in Eukaryota, Metazoa, Rotifera, Eurotatoria, Philodinida, Philodinidae. The record is from the annotation of a GenBank genome assembly.